Hyla sarda is the source of this 12554-nucleotide messenger RNA. It is a transcript of the gene LRP3, whose product is annotated as LDL receptor related protein 3. The record is from RefSeq and is a predicted model, not a curated record. The coding region runs from base 243 to 2708 and encodes 821 amino acids. The transcript is spliced from 8 exons. Gene Ontology annotation, cellular component: plasma membrane. Lineage: Eukaryota; Metazoa; Chordata; Amphibia; Anura; Hylidae. Gene Ontology annotation, molecular function: protein binding.
CAGAUUGCUGCUCAGCCAUACACUGGCCAACAUGGUCCAACGAUUCACUGAAUUGCAGCAUGACCCAUUGACCAUAGGGAAUCCGGAAGAGUAGUGCAUCAGGGACUGCAGCGAGACAACAGAGGCAUCUGGAGGAGCAGUGAGGAUGAGGAUCGGCUGGCAAAGUGAGGAACCAAUGAUGUCCAGGCAUCGAACUUUACAGAGGAAGAUUGAGCUGGAAGAAGACCUGGCGUCUGGACCAGAUGAAGAAGAAAAGGAAAGACAACAGAGAAGACGUCUCCUUCAAUGCACUCUCACCUGGAUGGUUAGAUUCUACCUUACCUUUUACAGCUGCUUGCAGUGGUGAACUGGAACAACACACAGAACGGAGAGGUGUCAUUUACAGUCCCGCGUGGCCUCUGAACUAUCCCCCUACCAUGAACUGCAGCUGGUUUAUCCAAGGAGACCACGGAGAUGUCAUAACAAUUAGUUUUAAAAAUUUUGAUAUUCAAGAUUCUCACAAGUGCACAAUUGACUGGUUACUGAUCGGCCCUUCUUCGAAAAGAGAAGGAUACAAAGUCUGCGGAUCUACUAUUCCUCCGGCCUUCAUUUCAUUGCGGGAUCAUGUUUGGAUGUUCUUUCAUUCAGAUCCUUUGAGUUCAGGGCAGUCUCAGGGAUUCCGCCUGUCAUAUAUUAGAGGAAAAAUGGGGCUAACGUCCUGUCCUACCGAUGAAUUUCUUUGUGGGAAUGGGAAGUGUAUCCCAAACACCUGGAAGUGCAAUUCUGUGGAUGAAUGUGGCGAUAACUCAGAUGAACAAAAUUGUACGAAUCCUUCUACUGAGAUAAGGACCAGCUUGUGUCCUGCAGGAACUUUUUCUUGCAACAUGGCUCAUUCCACACAAUGCAUGUCUAAUGAAUUGAGGUGCAAUUCAGUAAAAGACUGUAUGACUGGCUCCGAUGAAGAAAAUUGUCCCGAACUUACAUGUGGUGGUAAGCUCAGCAACUUCUAUGGCUCCUUUGCUUCACCUGAUUUUUUCCGCCCAGAUCACAGCCGGUCAGAUCUUCGGUGUAUUUGGUACAUUGACACCCAAGACAAUCGUCAUGUCAUUCUUCAGAUUGACUUACUGUUGGGCUAUAGUGAUUUUGUGAAAGUAUAUGAAGGAAUUGGUGAGAGGAGUGAUAAACUCUUGCAAACCCUCUCAUUUCGCAACAACCGCCAUGCUGUCAGUGCUGAGUCUGCCAAUGGCCAGCUCACCUUGUCAUACCAUGCACGCCCAAAAAGCAUGGGCCAUGGUUUUAAUGCCACUUACCAGGUCAAAGGUUACUGCUUGCCCUGGGAGCAGCCCUGUGGAAUUGAUGACAUUUGUUACUCUGAACGACAAACUUGUGAUGGUUGGUGGCAUUGCCCUAAUGGCAAAGAUGAAGAGAACUGUAAACCUUGUCAAAGUAAUGAAUAUCCUUGUGAAGGAGGCAGCGGACUCUGCUACUCCUACCUUGACCGCUGCAACAACCAGAAAAACUGCCCAGAUGGCUCAGAUGAAAAAAACUGCUUCACUUGCCAACCUGGGAAUUUUCACUGUGGAACCAACCUCUGUAUUUUUGAAACAUGGCGGUGUGAUGGCCAAGAAGAUUGCCAGGAUGGAAGUGAUGAACAAAACUGCUUGGUGAUUGUACCUAGAAAAGUCAUCACAGCUGCUCUUAUAGGCAGCUUGGUGUGUGGUCUACUCUUGGUCAUCGCCUUGGGUUGCGCCUUCAAGCUAUAUUCCCUUAGAAGCCGGGAGUACAGGGCAUUUGAAACACAAAUGACCCGCUUAGAGGCGGAGUUUGUGAGACGAGAGGCUCCUCCUUCUUAUGGGCAGCUCAUUGCACAGGGACUCAUUCCUCCUGUUGAAGACUUUCCAGCCGUCAGUGACUCUCAAGUUUCGAUGCUACAAAAUAUUCGUACAGCAAUGCGCCGACAAAUGAGGAGACAUUCGUCAAGAAGGGCUUCCUCCAGAAGACGUUUGGGAAGACUUUGGAAUAGAUUAUUCCAUCGUCCACGUGCAAGGGGACAAAUCCCUCUCUUGACCUCAUCUCUCCUAUCACAGGUUCAGUCUGACGAGACAGACAUUGGCAGAAGUGAAGACACCUGGCCAAAUGCUUUGACCCCUCCAGAGACAUUGAACAUACAAACUCAAACUUCCAGUGAAGAGGGAGAAAGUUCUGAUUUUGUUGAUGACCAUUUGCAUCAUGAACCUGGGGUUGCAGAGCAGCUUCUGUUAAAUGUUCUGCCACAGACUUGCUCUGAUGCACAAAUACAGCUGGAGACAGAAUUGUCUUCUGCAUUGUCAGACUCAGAAAAUUCUUGCCACAGUUAUUUUAAUCCAGCUGUAAGGGAAGACACAGGAGUAACUCUUGGAGAGACAUCUUCGGCUGAACACUUGGACGAUUUUUAUCUGGUGCCUGUAACGGAAAGGACUUCUGCUGGUCUAAGCAGCACAACUCAUAGCCAUAAACAUAACAAGGACCCAUUACAAUUGCCUUUAAAAAACUCUGGCCACUAUGACAGCUCAACGAAUGUCCAAAUUCAGGUGAAUGAGCAGCCACGUAGCUGUGCAUCUUCUUGCCAUGAAGAGCCUUUGGGGGUACAUGACCAUUAUAAACACUCAGUGGUGGUGCCAACGCCACAGACCUCUCAUCCCCUUUCAGAAAGCAGCAUUAGUGAUGAUGAAUCCUUAAUAAUUUGCUAAUUACAUUGCUUUCUAUCAGUGGCUUAAUUUAUUUUUUACACUUUUUUGAAAAGACCAUAUUUCAGCAUGAACCAUAUAUUUUUAUAUCAUACAUGUCCAAAACCCAUGUAAUGAUUUUUGUGUUAAUCUAGAGCAGUAAGCCUGUGACUGCUAUAUGUUGAAUAACUUCAGCUCCCAGUUGGUUUGCUGAUAAAGUUUUGUAGGAAAUGAAUAGUCACAUGUUGGUGCACACUGCGCUAGAGGUUUCCCCAGAGAGGCAUUGAGUAGAAUGGUACCUAGUGGAAAAGUCGUUUUCACAUAAAAUUUUAUACCUCAUUAGAUGAUGAUGAUGGUUUUUGCAUCUUACCCAGGGUCACUUUAUGUUUAUUGGUAUUUGGAAGGAAAGAAAUCUGCUAAAAAUUGUGAAUUUACCUAUUUGCCUGAUGAAAAAACAAAGAUGUUGCAUAAAUAAUGGCUAAAUUGUACCCAAAUUAUUUAGACAUAGAGAUUUGAACUGAUAACCCACAAGAGACUAGAAGUAGUCAAUGAUAUGUCCAUAGGGACAAUGCAACCAAUAGCAUAUGUGUUACCACUCACCAUUGUUGGGUACCUUGGUAUCUUCUGUCCUUCUUGUGGUUUGGAAGUUGCUGUAAUUAAGAUGCAUCAUGCUGAAACAUGUGUCUGUUGCAAUGGUUGCCAUUGACUUCAAUGACAAAAAAGCAUGUAAAACCACAUUAUGUGAUACCCCAAAAUUUAAAACAAAAAAACUGCCAACAAAAUUGUGGGUGCAUCUAACCUAAACACCUGACAAUGUGUAGCCAAAAAUAAUUCCACAACUUCUAUGGGAAAUGUUUGUGUUGAUUUUUUUUAUUUUAACCUAUUUUACUGUGAAAUUCCAAAUGAAUCAGAUAUCUUUCAAGGACUGAAAAGCAGUCAAAGAAUGACAAGUCCAUGGCAGCAGUGACUGGGUAGAGUGUGCAGAUCCCAAUUUCCUUAUAGACACAGGAGGCAAGAGCCUUGAGUUGGAAGGGUGUCUGCUUGGUAACAGGAUGAAUACAAGGCAUAAUAAGGUACUACAUAGAAUUGCAUGUCAAAUUGUUCUACUGUAUGAGAGCUGGAGCCACAAGUGGAUUCCCUUCAAAAAUCGCUUCAACAAGUAUGUCUUUCUUUGCAUUAUUGAUUUACACUGCUCAAAAAAAUAAAAGGAAACACUAAGAUAACACGUCCUAGAUCUGAAUGAAUGAUCUAAUUGUAUGAAAUACUUUCGUCUUCACAUAGUUGAAUGUGCUGACAAAUCGUAUGAAAUACUUUCGUCUUCACAUAGUUGAAUGUGCUGACAACAAAAUCACACAAAAAGUAUCAAUGGAAAUCAAAUGUAUCAGCCCAUGGAGGUCUGGAUAUGGAGUCACACUCAAAAUCAAAGUGGAAAACCACACUACAGGCUGAUCCAACUUUGAUGUAAUGUCCUUAAAACAAGUCAUAAUGAAGCUCAGUAGUGUGUGUGGCCUACACAUGCCCGUAUGACCUCCCUACAAUGCCUGGGCAUGCUCCUGAUGAGGUGGUGGAUGGUUUCCUGAGGGAUGUCCUCCCUGACCUGGACUAAAGUAUCUGCCAACUCCCGGACAGUCUGCGGGGUAACGUGGAUGGAGCGAGACAUGAUGUCCCAGAUGUGCUCAAUCGGAUUCAGGUCUGGGGAACGGGCGGGCCAAUCCAUAGCAUCAAUGCCUUCCUCUUGCAGGAACUGCUGACACACUUCAGCCACAUAAGGUCUAGCAUUGUCUUGCAUUAGGAGGACCCAGGGCCAAACGCACCGGCAUAUGGUCUCACAAGGGGUCUGAGGAUCUCAUCUCAGGACCAAAUGGCAGUCAGACUACCUCUGGCAAGCACAUGGAGGGCUGUGUGGCCCCUCAAAGAAAUGCCACCCUACACCAUUACUGACCCCCAGCCAAACCGGUCAUGCUGGAAGACGUUGCGGGCAGCAGAACGUUCUCCACGGUGUCUCCAGACUCUGUCACGUCUGUCACAUGUGCUCAGUGUGAACCUGCUUUCAUCUGUGAAGAGCACAGGGCGCCAGUGACGAAUUUGCCAAUCUUGGUGUUCUCUGGCAAAUGCCAAACAUCCUGAGGUGUUGGGCUGUAAGCACAACCCCCUCCUGUGGACAUCGGCCCUCAUACCACCCUCAUACCACCCUCAUUUAGUCUGUUUCUGACCAUUUGAGUGCAUAUUUGUGGCCUGCUGGAGGUCAUUUUGCAGUGCUCUGGCAGUGCUCCUCCUCUCCUACUUGCACAUAGGCGGAGGUAGCGGUCCUGCUGCUGGGUUGUUGCCCUCCUACAGCCUCCUCCACAUCUCCUGAUGUAAUGGCCUGUCUCCUGGUAGCGCCUCCAUGCUCUGGACACUAUACUGACAGACACAGCAAACCUUGCCACAGCUCGCAUUGAUGUGCCAUCUUGAAUGAGCUGAGCUGCACUACCUGAGCCACUUGUGUGGGUUGUAGAUUCCGUCUCAUGCUGCCACUAGAGUGAAAGCAUUGCCAGCAUUCAAAAGUGACCAAAACAUCAGCCAGGAAGCAUAGGAACUGAGAAGUGGUCUGUGGUCACCACCUGCAGAACCACUCCUUUAUUGGGGUGUCUUGCUAAUUGCCUAUAAUUUCCAUCUGUUGUCUGUUCAAUUUGCACAACAGCAUGUGAAAUUUAUUGUCAAUCAGUGUUGCUCCCUGAGUGGACAGUGUGAUUUCACAGAAGUGUGAGUGACUUGGAGUUACAAUGUGUUAUCUUAGUGUUCCCUUAAUUUUUUUGAGCAGUGUAUUUAAUGGAGUCUAAAUUUCAAUACCGUUUUUAUUCUUCAAUAAAUGGUUGGCCAAUACAUGUCACGAUCAUGGGCUAUCCCUAAUGCACCAAAUCUGAGAUAUAAACUGGUACUACAAAUGUGAGGUGUAUGUAUGUGAGAUGUAUGUACUUUAUGAUCUCCUAUAAUGUUACCAAGUUUUGAUAUUUUGUUGUUUUUAAAUUAUAUUUAUUUAUAUGUUUGAAAAUAUAUGAAAAGAAAUCUAGGUAUGAAGUUUUUUAAUAAUUUUGUUUUUCAUCCUCUAUACUGUUGUUGGUCAUAAAGGCCAUAAACAGGUUUCUUUUACUAUCAAAUGAAGGUAGUGAUACAUUGGGGCAUAGAGAUAACUGCUUAUAUAUCAUUGACCACAAUAAAUUAGUGUAAUACAUGUUCGUAUUGGAUCCUCUAGUGCAAGGAACACUCUUUAAAGGGGUACUCCUACCCUAGACAUCACACCCCCUCCCAUAGGCAUUGAGGGAAUGGGCGUGACGUCAUACGGGGGCGGAGUCCUGACGUCACGGACUUCCGUUUCUGUAGUCGCGACUAAGACCCUCCAGCGCUUCCGCACAAAAAACAGGUGGGUGCCGCAUGCAAUACUGCGAGGGUCCCCAGCGGCGGGACCCCCGAGAUCAGACAUCUUAUCCCCUAUCCUUUGGAUAGGGGAUAAGAUGUCUAGGGUGGGAGUACCCCUUUAAAGCCAUCCUCUGCUCUGGUUAUUAGCAAAGAAUACCACUGGGUGUGUGUGCAGCCUGCACAACAGCAGGGGCAGCUCACUGCCACUUCAUAAGUAGCAUCCUACUGGUAGUGAGCUGUGAUUUUUUGUUAUAGGAAAACCAGAUACUUUCUGUCCACCAGUAAUUCUGGCCCAUUAUCUAAUUUGCUGUGAGACAUAUUUUUAUUAACCAUUUGCACCAGAAAUUGGAGGCAAUUGUGUUCCACAUUAUCCACAUUAUUUUGUAAAAGUGGACUAAUAAGUGGGCAUGGUUUGCUGCCUGACUAGGGUUUAGACACAUUUAUGAAAUGUUUAAGAUCACAAAAUUUGUGCAAAUCAGAAGAGCCACACCUGAACUGUAAUAAUGCAUGUUAUGGCAGAUGUAUUACAGAACUUGCAGUCAUAAAUGUGUCACCACGUAUAUCAAAGGUCUAGCUGAAAAGGUGUUUUCUGAUGUCUGCCUCAGUUCUGAAAUCACCAAAAACUCAUUUCUUUCAGCCAGUGUCAGAAAUCACUACUUCCUUGUUGAGCAGCAGCUGUUCAAUAUAACAACUCCCAGUAUGCAUUGCUUUUAAUCAGUGCCUUGCUUACAGCUGCUACAGAUAGUUUCUCAUAGACCAUUGACCAUUUUUCGAAAAUGUCAGGACCAUUCCCCCUUUAUGGCGGUCACAUCCCCUUUUCCCAAUGACCACGCGCCCUUUUAGGGUUGUCUGAGUAAAAUGGAGAGUUGACUGGGUUGGUUGGAUUUUUUGGUCGCAAAUUCUGCCACACGAAGCACGCGACACAAUUUGGGGUAAAACCCGAGAAAAACUGUCAGGAUUACUUUAGUAAAUUACCCCCAGUAUCUGCAGCGUAUACAGCAUGUGUAAACAUACCGUAAACAUGAACUUACACAUGACAAGUUAGUCGCAGACAUUUCUACAACUGUUCCAUCAGAAAUUUUCAUAUUCAGAUAAAGGGAACUGUUUUUGAGUUGCAGAAAUUUCUAAUACAAAUCUGCCAUAUGUGAGCACACCAUUACAAAGUCUGUCAUCCAGCAGCUGCUGUAUUCAUCUACCUGUCUGCUCCACCGGCCUGUAGCAGUGUCCAGCACAAGGCGGCAUGGUGUAAACACAUUUCAUUCUCCCCUAAAUGUCCCAAAAAAGUUUUAUCCCUCCUUCCCUCCCACUUAUCUAUAUAUGGCAGGGCUGGGAAGAAAUGGUGACUAGAGCUUUAGGGGCCAGUGAAAGGUAUUGAUAUUACCUAUGGGGCAUGGCUUUAGCUCAGAGACAAGUUCCAACAAUGCCUCCUAUGCUAGCAGAGGAUUAUGUGUUGCCUUGGGAGGGAGGAGCCAGGGAGCUGCUGAGACAACACCACACUGACAAUGAAAGGACUAUACAACUUCAUGUUAGGGGUAAGUCAGGCAAAACAUGUUUAAACCAAUGCAAUUUGUGAUAACACUAUAUUAGAAAGUUACAUGUGUUUGGGUAGUAGUUCUAUAUAAAUAUAAUUUUCUGAUACUGGAAUACCCCUUUAACCUGUUAAGGACCAAGGGUGUAAACUUACGCUCCUAGUCCCUCUCCCGUGAUAUAACGCGGGGUUACACGGUAACCCCGCAUCAUAUCACGGCGGGCCCAGCGUCAUAGUGAAGCCGGGACCCGUCGCUAAUAGCGCGCGGCACUGAACGCGGUGCCGCGCUAUUAACCCUUUAGCCGCGCACUCAAAGCUGAGCCGCGCGGCUAAAAGUGAAAGUAAAAUGUGCCGGUUAGCUCAGGGAGCUGUUCGAGAUCGCUGCGGUAUAAUAGUGGCAUCCCGAACAGCUGUACUUCAGGAGGAAGGUCUCUUACCUUCUCCUGCACUGUCCGAUCGCCGAAUGAAUGCUUCAAGCCUGAGAUUCAGGCUUGAGCAUUCAAUCGCCGAAAACACUGAUUGAUGCAUUCCUAUGGAGAUGCAUCAAUCAGUGGUAAAGAGCAGUACAUAUAGCCCCCCCCUGGGGGCUAUAAUAUUGCAUAAGAAAAGUGUAAAAAAAUCAUUAAGCCUUUCAAUGAUCCCUUCCCCUAAUAAAAGUUUGAAUCACCCGGCAUUUCCAAGAAUAAAAAAAAACAGUUUAAAUAAAAAUAAACAUAUGUGGUAUCGCCGCGUGCGGAAAUGUCCGAAUUAUAAAACUAUACCGCUUUUUAAACCGCACGUUCAAUGGUGUAUGCGCAAAAAAAUUCCAAAGUCCAAAAUAGCGCAUUUUUGGUCACUUUUUAUAUCAUGAACAGAUGAAUAAAAAGCAAUCAAAAAGUCCGAUCAAUGCAAAAAUGGUACAGACAAAAACUUCAGAUCACAGCACAAAAAAUGAGCCCUCAUAGCCCCCUGAACAUGGAAAAAUAAAAAAGUUAUAGGGCUCAGAAAAUGACAAUUUUAAACGUAUAAAUUUUCCUGCAUGUAUUUAUGAUUUUUUUUCAGUAGUAAUACAAAAUCAAACCUAUACAAGUAGGGUAUCAUUUUAACCGUAUGGACCUACAGAAUAAAGAAAAGGUAUAAUUUUUUAUGAAAAAUUUACUACGUGGAAACAGAAGCCCCCAAAAGUUACAAAAUGGCAUUUUUUUUCAAUUUUGUCGCACAAUGAUUUUUUUUCUGUUUCGCCGUAGAUUUUUGGGUACAAUGACUGAUGUCAUUACAAAGUAGAAUUGGUGGUACAAAAAAUACGCCAUAAUACAGAUUUUUAGGUGCAAAAUUGAAAGAGUUAUGAUUUUUUAAAGGUAAGGAGGAAAAAACUAAAGUGCAAAAAAUGAAAAACGCCUGGUCCUUAAGGGGUUAAGGGUGCGUUCAAACGCUAUUACUAGCAGCGGGUUGCCCGCUGUGGGAAUCCCGCUGUGAGAUACGCAACCAUUGAUUUAAAUGGGUCCACAGAUUCAGGUCAGAUUUGCAGACUGUCCACGGACCCAUUCAAAUGAAUGGUAGCGUAAUACGCAGCGGGUUUCCUGCAGCGGGAAACCCGUUGCUAGUUACUAGCGUGUUAAAAUGGUUAAAACUAUGUCUUUUAAAAAAAAUGAAAUAAAAGAAAGAGUGGAUUAUAGCCUAUGCAGCUUUGCAUAUACUGUUAAAAAGCAAAGGAUAUGAAGUCAAGGUUUACCACCUCUGUCCCGUUUUCUCUUACCACUUAUUCUGGUGCAUCUUUCCUCUAGGAUGAGAAUUACAUGCAGUAUGUUUAUUCAUAAAGAAAAUCUAGCAUCAUGUUAUUUGUACAGAUCAUAAAAUGUAUAAUUUUUUUAAAAGGUAUCAAUGUUGCUCUAAUUCACAUACAAGGCACUUUAUAAUAAAUGUAGCAACUUUUUCACUGUGAUGUCCCCCAUACUUUAAUGACAAUUGGGGAGAUUUAUCAAAACCUUAGAAAUUAUAAUAAAGCUACAUUUAUAUCCUGUGGGUGCAAAUUAUCUCUGAGCUGCGAGUUGCAUGGGCGGAGCUUGACCUUAAAGCUCCCAUUGACUUAAAAGGCAGUUUCAGCAUGUGUCCACAUGGUAAAGAAGUGACAUGUCACUUAUUUUCUGAGCAGUUACCUGUCAAACAUUAACAUAAGUAAGACAAUUUCCCAUGAUAGAAACAUGAACCUCUAAAUAAAUCAUGUAGCAGGAGAAACCUGUGCAGAGGAAAAGUUGACCAGUUGCCCAUAGCAACCAAUCAGAUCGCUUUUUUUGUUUUUAAAAGGUCCUUUGAAAAAUCAAAGAAGCGAUCUGAUUGGUUGCUAUGGGCAGCUGGCCAACUUUUCCUCUAUGCAGGUUUUGAUAAAUCUCCCCCAUAGCUACCAAAUAUCACCAUACAUUUUACAAUCAUACUGUUAUUGACCAAAUCCUGUAUGCUGACCAAUAAUACCAAUAAUACUAGUACAAAAGGAGGAAUAUUAUCUCCAUACAUCACACUAUUAUACUUUUACUGACCAAAUCCUGUAUAAUGAGACCAAUAAUACCAGCAUACAGGGAGGAAUAUUAUCACCUUACUUAUUACCAUCAUACUGUUACCGACCAAAUCCUGUAUACUGAGGCCAAUAAUUCCAAUAAUACCAGUAUACAGGAAGGAAUGUUCUCACCAUACAUAUUCCCAUCAUACUCCCAUCUAUUAUACAUACACACAUCAUACAUCCAUCAUACAUGCAUACAUCAUACACAUACCACAUCAAACCUACAUAUGAACAUAACACUUACAUAUAUAUUGCACUUAUGUGUGAUAAUACACAAAAUUGAUCACAGUCUAUACUGAUCCAAAGAGUUAAUCUCAAUUCAAAAAUUAUGUGGCACUGACUACAAGGUUGAGACACUUAAACUUUGUUUUUAAUUACAUUCUUUAAAAUGAUAUAUCAAAAAAGUGCAAAAAAUGGUUAUAUUCAUUAUUACUUACUUCUGUAUUCAGCCGCCAUCUUGAUAGCCACAAUAUCUAGUAGUUCCCUGUUCACACUCCCCAUAUAUGCACUAUUGCCCAGGCUUGAUCCAUUUUUCAAGACCAAUGUCCCAAAAUUGUCAUGUGUAUUGUCUCCAUAACCAAAAUCCUUGCCAUAGAUUCACGUGCAUCCAGGCCCGCUAGAAAUAUUUUUCUGUGCUGCAUGAAAUAAGCGAACAGCCUGUUAUUUAGUAGAGUUUAAUAGAGACUGUGAACAGAGCUUGCUUUAUGAAUGGGCCUAAAUACUGAAGCUUAUAUACAGUAUCAGUAAGAGUGAGCCUGGAUGCACGUGAAUCUAUGGCAAGAAUUUUGAGAGCUACUAGAUAUUGAUGGCGGCUGAAUACAGAAGUAUGUAAUAAUGAAUAUAACAAUUUUUUGCACUUUUCCCUUUUUUGAUAUGAGUUUUUGGAUAUAUGAUUUUAAAGAAUGUUAUUAAAAGCUAAGUUUUAGAGUCUUAACCUUGUAGUCAGUGCCACAUCAUACAUGCAUACGCACAUCAUACAUACACAUACCCAUCUAUCAUACAUACAUCAUACACACAUCAUACAUACAUGCGCAUCAUACAUAAAUCCAUUUAAAAUACAUUCCCCCCCAUCCUUGAUCUCCUCACCGUCCUUACAUGCAGCCACCAUCAGCGUUGAAUCCAAAUCACCGUUGUGGCCUGCUGCUGAUGAGGUGCUGGGGAUGCACAGAGGCAGCACUCACAACGUGCUGACUCCUCUCCAGCCUCCAUGUCUUCACCCCUCCAGCGAGGUAUGGCCACUCGACAGUUGAAGCUGUAAGCAGGGACAUCUCAGGGCCACACAGGCAGUGCUCCUGCAGAAUGAUGAGGGGGAGGGGGGGUUCGACUGGCUUGGGUGGCAGAGGUUACCAUUAGUGGAGCACUGCCUGCCACACUCUUCCAGUUUGAUGAGGAGGGGUGGGAGUGGUGUUUGCUUUGAAGAUGCUGUCAGUGGAGCGCUGCAUGACGACGGGGGUGCUCUGCGUGCUGCCUACAACAUAAGAAGCAGCGGGGGAAGAGAUGGGGGCGCUAUCAGUUGGCACUAUGGGCUGCGGGAGGCCAGCGGUUUGCACGUUGGAUCGCUUAGUGUACUGCCAGUGUGACAGGGGCGGGAGAGUAAUGCUGAUGUGAAUCGCUCGGUGAGGCGAAUUGCUCACUGAAUGAAGCUGUAGUUUGCUGACACCGGCGGAAGAGCACCCCCCACGAAAGUGCACUAUAGGGAGAACCAGCCCUGCAUGAGGCCUUUGAUUUUCAUUCACUUUGUGUAACUAAAGUACCCUUAGUAUAUCCAGGAACUUGAACUCUAUAUUAUUGUCAUGUACUGUGCCAGUGAAAUCUUUUGCUCCCUGUUAUCUGCCUUUUCAGGCUUGAGAAAAGCUGUCUGCCUCGUUCUUCUUUGGGAUGGCUUACAGAAGUUCCAGAAAACACCAUCAACGCUACUUUAUGUCAUAUGUCCACUACUCAUUUGCCAUCACUUUAUUCUUUACUUCUAGAAGAUAUAGGUCAUAGUCAUGGAAUCAUAGUUACAUGGCGUUAGCUGUUCUAAGACAUUGAUCACCAGGUUUUCAUCCUCUUGAAGGAAGCAGUAAAAGUUCCUACUCAGUGACUCAGCCAGGCGCCUCUCUCCCCAUCUCCAUUUUUGCUGCAGGAGAUGGAUUCUAUAGAAAGUAUGGAGAGAGAUGGGGAGAGAAGCGCUAAGCUAAGCGCUCUUUUUAGCAGUCAGUGAAGGUCUUAGCACCCAGACUCCUUAUCUAUAUGACAUUUCAAAAGUUGUUUUUUUUAUGCACAAAUUAUGUUAGAGAAGUAUAUUAUAUUAGCUUAUUACACGAUGAGUUAAUGUAAUUGAUGAAAUAAAUAUGCAUUUAGUGGCCAAAAAUCAUCAGCACCUUCUAUGUGUAAAAAAAAGGUAUAUGUCCUGUUUCAUUAAUUUGUG